Molecule: messenger RNA, 4413 nt
Organism: Antrostomus carolinensis (chuck-will's-widow)
Lineage: Eukaryota; Metazoa; Chordata; Aves; Caprimulgiformes; Caprimulgidae
Gene: CGNL1
Product: cingulin like 1
Exons: 18
Coding region: 1-3894 (1297 amino acids)
Biological process (GO): protein localization to cell-cell junction
Cellular component (GO): bicellular tight junction; myosin complex
Source: RefSeq, a predicted model, not a curated record
AUGGAGCCAUAUUUUGCUGGUUUUAAGCAUGUGCAGCAGGACUAUGAAGUCACUCUUGAACUUGCAAGUGAGGACACUCAAAAAACUAGAAAUGCGCAGAAUUCUAGGAUGGGGUCAUAUGGUGUCAGUAUUAGAGUCCAAGGAAUUGAUGGACAUCCUUACAUAGUGCUAAACAAUACAGAAGGAUAUUUGUCAGAAAAUCCUUCUCCUUCUGAAAAAGAACAGCAUGUCAUUUCUCAGACUGUAAGCAAGCCAACCACAGACUCCAAUACUACUUUCAAGUUGGAGGGCAAAAACAGUGAACACACAAAGUUUCCUGGAACACAGCACAUACAACCCUGUAUGCUUAAAAGCCUAAAGAUAACCAAUCUGGAUCAAAAUGAAGAUGGAAUAUCAGAUUUUAAAGAUGGAACAGUGAAAUCUUCCAAUUUGUUGAACUUUCAAAGACAUCCUGAACUUUUACAGCCUUAUGAUCCUGAAAAAAAUAAUGUGAACUUGGAUAAUUACCAGUCUUCUGUGUGCAGUAAAUCUAAAUCCUUUGCAGAUGAAAAAAUUGAAGCAAAACCUUGGAUUUCCUCAUCUAAAUUAGUGUCCCUACAGAAAACAAAUACGUAUCCUGCAGAGGCAACCAAAGGAAAUUCAAAAAAUAUACAUUUGAACAGGUCAGUAGAAAUAGAAGACCAAAAUAAGCAGCCAUUAGAUUGUCCCAGUAGCACGAUCAGCCCCAAAGAAGUGUGUGUUUCAGAAUCAUUUUCAUCUGCAGGAGGUUCCCCAUGUGUUAGUCCUACUGCUUAUCCGGAGACAAGAAAACCUAGACCAGAUGUUCUUCCCUUCCGCAGACAGGAUUCAUCUGGGCCAGUAUUGGAUGACUCACGAAGAUCAUCAUCCUCAUCAGCUACUCCAACUUCUGCAAAUUCCUUAUACAGAUUUUUACUUGAUGACCAAGAGUAUGCCAUCUAUGCAGACAAUGUUAAUCGGCAUGAAAACAGAAGAUACAUCCCAUUUUUGCCUGGAACUGGUCGUGAUAUUGACACUGGUUCGCUUCCAGGAGUAAAUCAGCUCAUUGAAAAAUUUGAUAAGAAAGUUGAUCCUCACAGAAGAGGUAGGUCAGGAAAAAGGAAUAGAAUUCAUCCAGAUGAUCGUAAAAGAUCAAGAAGUGUUGAUAGUGCCUUGUCAUUAGGGCUUGAUGUAAAUUCAGAUUAUUUGGGUGAAUUCAGUAAAAGCUUGGGCAAGUCAACGGAGCACUUACUGAGACCGUCUAAAGUUUGCCUUCGCAAGCAGUUAUCCAGAGAUCAAAAGUCACCCUCCAAAGAGAUGAAGAUUACUGCUCGAAGUAUUGGAAAACUGCAAAUGCCUGAUAAAGACCCUCAGAUCAGCAAUUUCAAUUCUUUGCAAUACCAUAAACAAAAUGGACCUGAUACCGAGAGCUCAACGUUUAGGUCAUCUACUCUUCCAGGACAGAAUAAGAGAGAGGAAGUCAGAACAGUAACUUCUACUUUGUUGUUACCAAACAGAAUCACAGUUCCACCUGAUUCAGGAGCCAAGAAAGUUUCUGUAAAAACAUUUUCAUCUGUCCCUAAUACACAGGCAACUCCUGAUCUCUUAAAAGGACAGCAAGAUCUUGCACAGCAAACGAAUGAAGAGACUGCUAAACAGAUACUUUACAAUUACCUUAAGGAAGGAAGUGCUGAUAAUGAUGAUGCAACAAAGAGGAAAGUCAACCUGGUUUUUGAAAAAAUUCAGACUUUGAAGUCAAGAGCUGCUGGAAAGACACAGGUAAACAAUUUUUUAAGUUAUUCUUCAGCUGAAGUAAAAGUGUUGGUGGAGCAAAAAGCAGAACUUGAAAGGAGAGUGGAAGAAUUAGAGAAAAAACUGGAUUUAGAAAUUAAGAAUCAGCAAAAUUCCAAAGAAGAGAGAGAUGCUACACGAGCAAGCCUGAAAGAACUUCAGUUGCAGCUUGAUGAAAGUAUAUGUGAAAAAGAAGCCUUAAAAAAGCAGCUGGAAGAAAAUGAGAAGGAACUCAGGCAAAACCUAGAAGAGCUUUUUCAAGUGAAGAUGGAGCAGGAACAACACCAGACUGAGAUCAGAGAUCUUCAAGACCAGCUCUCUGAGAUGCAUGAUGAACUGGAUAAUGCAAAACAUACUGAUGAAGGGGAGAAAGAGGUUCUGAUUGAGGAGCUGAUGCAAAUGAAGGAGGAUCUGCAAGAGGUAUUAAUAGCAAAAGAUCAACAAGAAGAGAUUUUGAGAAAGAGAGAGAGAGAGCUUACAGCUUUAAAAGGAGCACUAAAAGAAGAAGUAUCUAGCCAUGACAUGGAGAUGGAUAAACUUAAAGAGCAACACAAUGAAGAAUUGCUCAAUCUACAGCAGAGCCUGGAGAAAGCAAAAGAGAGUGCUGCUGUCCUUGCCGAUGAAAGAAACGCCGCACAAGAGGUGCGGGAUAGCAUAGAAAACCAAGUCAAGGAGCUGACUGUGGAAAAUGAACAGUUGACGAGAACAGUUGGUGAGCUAGAGAGUACAAUUGAAGAAUUGCACAAACAAAUUGAUAAUAUGAAAGCAGAAGAAAAUUCGGUGAAGGAAAAAGUAAAGAGAUAUGAGGAAGAGAAGCAACAAUUAGAAGAAGCUUUGAAACAUGCUGAAAAGCAGGCAAAGGAAUUAUUAGUGUUAAAAAUGUCUUUGGAAAGCCAAGUAGAAGAUAUGCAGGAGAACAUCCGUUGCAUUUCACAGGAACGGCAACAGUUAACUCAACGGUUAAACGAUGAAACUCACCAGAAGGAACAGUUAAAGCAGAUAAAGAAUGAAAUGGAGUAUGAACGAUGGCAACUGAACAAGACUGUUGAAAAGUUGCAGGAGGAGAUGUCUGAAAUGGUAGAGGUAUCAAGAACAUCAACGGUGGACCUUCAGAACCAGCUUGAUGAAUACAAGGAGAAAAAUCGCAGGGAACUUGCAGAUGUGCAAAGGCAAUUGAAAGAGAAAAACCUUGAGGUAGAAAAAUCACGCCUGACAACCAUGAGGAUGCAAGAUGAGAUGCGUCUUAUGGAAGAAAACUUGAAGGACCACCAGAGAGCUCAGGAUGAGGCAAUAACAAAAACUCAGCUGCUAGAACAGACUGUGAAAGGCUUGGAGUAUGAACUGGAAGCCAAAAACCACUUAAAAGAUGAUCGGGCAAGACAAAUCAAACUAAUGGAGGAAAAGUUAUCUCACCUGGAACUUGAGCUUGAUGAAGAAAAGAGUAAUUCGGAUUUGUUGUCUGAGAGGAUCAGUAGAUGCAGAGAACAGAUUGAGCAAAUGAGGACAGAGCUACUUCAGGAAAGAGCUAUGAAGCAAGAUUUGGAGUGUGACAAAAUUUCAUUGGAAAGACAGAACAAAGACUUGAAGAGCCGAAUCCUUCACCUGGAGGGUUCUUACCGAUCCAGUAAAGAGGGACUUGUUGCUCAAAUGGAAGCAAGGAUCACAGAGCUGGAGGAACGGCUUGAAAACGAAGAGAGGGAUAGAGCUAAUUUGCAACUAAGUAACCGCAGACUUGAGAGAAAAGUGAAGGAGUUAAUGUUACAAGUAGAUGAUGAACAUCUCUCAUUGACUGAUCAAAAGGACCAGUUGAGUUUGCGUUUGAAAGCAAUGAAACGUCAAGUUGAAGAAGCUGAAGAAGAAAUAGACAGAUUGGAAAGUGCUAAAAAGAAACUCCAGAGAGAACUGGAAGAGCAACUGGACAUGAAUGAACAGUUGCAAGGACAGCUUAACGCUGCAAAGAAGGAAUUAAGACUGAAGAAGUCACCGAGUAAAGUGUUGGCUGAUUCUGAUGAUGAUGAAGAUGAUGAUUUCAGCACGGAUGGUGAUAGUCUCUGUGAAGUACCUUCAGGAAAUAACUUUUCAAAAGAUGAUGACACAAAAGUCUAAAUAAGUAUUGAAUCUGAUUCAUUGAAAGUACUGGAAGAAUAACACUGAUUAUCAAGAAACUGGAUAUUCUAGAAGCCAAAUGGUAUAAAGGGAUUUAAGAGUUGGGAAUAUGUUUCCAUCUAUACUGUGCCAUUUUCUUUUAUAGAUCUCCACUGUUUAUUAUAGAAAACAGGAUUGCAUUAUAAAACAGCAUAAAACACAGAUGGAUAUAUGUAUAUUAUAUAUAUAUAUAUAUAACUGCUACUGAAAACGUGGGAAAAACAUUUCACAUUGGAAAUGUGAUUUUGCUAAAAUUCUGUUUAAGUAAAAAGCCAUUUGAAAGUAAUUCAAAAUCAGUCUGUAGUUAUUAAAAGCUUUUCCCUAAAAUUAAAGAAACCACAGAAGAUUAUUUAAGAAUUGUAAGUAGGGGGAAAUUAUGUAUAAAAUGUAAAUAUUUUAAACCUGUUCUUUUUUUUUUUUACUACUUUAGUACUAUUUUGUAAAGUUUCAAAUAUUAUAUAAAUCAGUUUCAUAUGUAAA